AUGAUGAUGAUGUCUCAAGCUACUCCAAUUUCAACCUCAAUUGGAACAAGUUUUGGUAAUACACGGUCUCAAUAUUUCCCACAGCAAGAACAGCAACAACACUCCUUGAUUGCGACUGCUGACGAAGAGGCUCAAGAUAGGCUUAACAAAAGGCAUUCUACAGAACAACCAGCGGUACCAUCGGCGGCACCAGCACCACAGCCACCACAGCCACAACAAAAGAAAAUAUCUCUGAGACAUCAAAAAAAGCUAUUACCACUUAUCAUUGAUGUAGCAUUAGACACUAAUGGUAAACAACUAUACCAGGUUCACGAAUCUUCCAAACUCAUUAGAAAAGAAAUGCCUAAAUCUACAAACUUUUCCUUUUCUCACCACGAUUUCAAUGGAGAAAGGUUUUUCAGUAAUAGUAGGAGCCCUUUUGUUAAAGAUGAGGAGGAAGAAGAAGAAGAAGGAAGGAUGAUUCUGAGUAGGAAAGUUACAAGGACUUUGUCCCCUUCAGAUUCAAAACAGAAAUGCUUUCUUGAUAACGAGGAAGUAUAUAAGUAUGAUGAAGAGAGCUUAGAAGAGGACGAUGUCAAUAAAGAAGAAAGCAAAGGGGAGGCAAAAAAUGUGACAUUUCGAGGAGAGAGUUUAUUUCACGAUGAUAAUUUCUCCAGCUGCUCGUCACAAUUGCCACUGCAAUUUAGAAACAAUUACAACGCCAAAGACAAUGGUGGUGGUGGUGUUGCUAAUCAAUACUUUGAUCAAGAAGUAAAAAAUAUGAAUUUGGUUGAUACUGAUCCUUGCUCCCCUGUGCAUUCGAAGAUUGUAGAUACCGAUAUUUGGUCAGAUGAUGUGGAGCAAGCAUUUGGACAAGUAUUACGGAUUAUUCCCAAAAACGGGUUGAACAAGAUCAAGAUAGCUGGUAGAUCAUGUGGUAGAAACGAACUAAUUUCCGAUUACAUUUUCAACAAGACUGGUAAAUAUAGAACAAGAAAACAAGUCUCUUCACAUAUACAAGUUAUUAAGAAUUUAGAACAAGAUCACGAAAUAAUAAAGUUGAUCAAUGAGGGGCCAGUGUACCCCACAAAAGAAGAUCAAAUCAGAGCAAUUAAUAGGUUUGAAGAGAUUUUUUCAAAGAUCAAUUUGAACAAGUCAUUGGGAUUUAGUAAUUCAAUAAGGAGGAAAAGCAGUGGAGAUUUCCAUUUACAGGCGACAAAAAGAGUAAGGCAAAAGAGUUGUGUAGGAAAAGGAAAAGGAGGAGGAGGAGGAGGAGGAGGCAGUGGUAGUGAUUAUGGUGUAAACAAUCCUUUGACCAGAAUAAGUUUUGAAAAUUUUUUCAUGUCUGUGAGUAAUCGAUUCUCACCUAAUCCGAUUGUAUUGACAAUCCAACAUAACCAACCUGCACACGAAGUUACGACAUUAAAAUUGAGUAAUGAUGCCAUAUUAUCGAAUAACAGUAGGUUUCCCUGUUUAAGUGAUUUGAAAAAUUGCUCCCACGUGCCAAUUAUACAUAAUAUGGUAAAGAUAUACCUACCCGCAGACUUGCAAAUAAAAAACGAAAUGGAGAUUGAGCUUAGAUCAAGUUUUAAGCUAAAAUAUGAAGAGAGUGAUAGUGAUACAUUGAUACCCUCAUCGUCACGAAAGAAAAUUAUUUCUACUUCAAAAGCAUACAGUUCUUUUACUAGUAUUUAUUCAUACGGAAAACAAAUAUGGAAACUUGAUGAGAAGGCCAAAAUACACUUGAAUCAAGAUUGUGACUUUCUUGUCAAGUUUUGGAAAUUUUUCUUCUCCACCAUGAGUGGGAAAAGCGCUUCCGGUGUAGCCUUGGCUGUUAAGGGAAUUACCAUCAGACAAAUCAUAUAUGAGGUUGAUGGUGGCAAAAACCAAAAAGAAGAUACAAGUGUGAUAUCUAAACUAAGGAUUAAAAUGGUUUUAUUAUGGGAGUUUGCUAAAGUUGACAAAUUGAAAGAUGCAAUUACCGCAACUUCCAGGUUGAUUUUACCAACACUGCCAAGCAGACUGCAUAAUGAUAAUAAUAAUAACAACAAUAGCGAUGACGAUACCGCCAUCACUUCUUCGAGCGAAAAUGUAGCUCCACAAGUGCUCGGUUAUUCUCAACAAAUGCAACAACAGAUCCAAGCCGAUGGUACUAUUCCAACUCCUAUAUCUAUUGCUGCUUCACAGAUGGAGCUUGGCCAUUCAACAACCGCUGUUGCUUCUUCUGCUACAACAAUUUCCACUUCAAUUAACUCUAACUGUUCCUCACUGUCUCCCAUAUUUAAGAAUAAGAGAUCAUUAUCUACACUGCCUCAGACAAACCAUCAAUCAGGAGCAGGAACAUUCAUGUAUUCCCAACAACAACAACAACAACAACAACAACAACAGCAACAACAGCAGCAGCAACAGCAACAACAACAACAACAACAACAGCAACAACAGCAGCAGCAACAGCAACAACAACAACAACAACAACAGCAACAACAGCAGCAGCAACAGCAACAACAACAACAACAACAACAGCAACAACAGCAGCAGCAACAGCAACAACAACAACAACAACAACAACAACAAUUACAACAACAACAACAACAACAACAACAACAACAAUUACAACAACAAUUACAACAACAAUUACAACAACAAGAACAACAACAACAGCUACAACAGCUGGCUAUAUCUCACCAUUUGAAUGGGCAAUAUCCAAAGUAUCAGUCUGCAUUUCUACAAAAUCAACGACAACAGCAAAGUAUGCAGCAGAAUUUACUACAACAUCAGCAACAGCAACAGCAUCAUCAAUCGCUUGCACCGUUUGGUACUUCUCCCUCAUAUUCAUAUAUAGCUCAACCUACGGCAAAUAUGAGUCUAUUUAUGUUUACCCCAACAGACAACGACGAGGCUUGUAAUAUUUCAGAGACGGACUCUCUUGCCGCAGUGGCCAUCACCGGAAAUCAAGAGGAUAACUAUAGCGGUACGUAUUACGCUGCUGUUACAGAGCCUGAAUUUUAUUAA
Molecule: messenger RNA, 2991 nt
Organism: Lodderomyces oxycetoniae
Lineage: Eukaryota; Fungi; Ascomycota; Pichiomycetes; Serinales; Debaryomycetaceae
Gene: TEC1
Product: transcription factor TEC1
Exons: 1
Coding region: 1-2991 (996 amino acids)
Biological process (GO): regulation of transcription by RNA polymerase II
Cellular component (GO): transcription regulator complex
Molecular function (GO): DNA-binding transcription factor activity, RNA polymerase II-specific; RNA polymerase II cis-regulatory region sequence-specific DNA binding
Source: RefSeq, a predicted model, not a curated record